AUGCCCAAGAAAGGUGGAAAGGGAAAGAAGGGCAAGGGUAAAGCCGGUGGCGGCACAGCGAAGAAGGCCCCCGCCGUCCACGAGCCUGUAACCCCCGGACACCAAGUUGAGGAUAUCUUCAAGGGUGAAGGUGAAGGCGAAACCACCGAAAGCCUCGCCCCCGGCACUGCUACUAAUGUCCCCUCCGCUGCCCCGCCUCAGGUCGCCGCGAGCACAGGAGCAGAUGGCACGCCGACCACCGAGACCACUGAAAGUGGCGACCUUUCGAACGAGGAAGUAGAGGAGCCUUUGAGCCCCGGAACCGCCAAGAGGUUUUCAUUGACGAAGCCAUCGGAUGAUGCAGGAGGCCCUGGACUCCGCAUGCCGACUUCCUUGCCGGAUACACGUGAAGCUGCCGAAUUCGAAGCAAACGAGCACACCCUGCAGGGUGCUGUCGGUAAGACCCAGGCGUCGAAGGCGGGUCUGGUCGGAUCGCUGGACGCAGGGGAUAGCGAGGGACAAGCCAUAUUGCCCGACACGGUCGCCAAAGAAUCCAAGUUGACGGCUCCUACGACGGCUCCCGACACCACCGUUCCCGAAGCGACUGCUACCGAGGCCGCCGCUCCCGUACCCGUCAUCACUGACGCCAACGCUCCAGUGUCGGAAGUUGGGGGUGCCGGAGACAAUGCCACCGGUCUGGCCGAGAAGGAGGCGGCAGUGGAGAGAGCAGAGGUGAGCGGUGCGGCAGAAACAGCACUGCCGGAGAGACUCAAGGAGAAGGAAACUGCUGCGGCCGAACCGACAGCCACAUCUCCGUCCGAUGGCCAUGCAAAGCGCCCCUACGAGAGCAGCCUCUUCCACAAGGACGAGGACCACAAGCCUCCCAAGAUGGCCAAGGUCGAGGAAGACCUGGAUACGGUUCCAGCGACCCAGCCUGUGUCCACAGAAACCCAAGCUGCGAACUUGCAAACUGUGCAACCCCUGGUUGUCCCCGGACUUGGUGCCGAAUCCACAGACAAGCCACCCUCCGACGCUGAAAUUGCUGGACUUGCUCCCUCUGGUCAGAAGGCCGAGCCAGCGACCACAGAACCCAGCGUUCUUGCGCCGGUGACCGAACCUACCGCUACCGCUCCGAGCACAACGGAGUCGCAGACUGCAGAAGCUGUUCCCCCGACCGCCGCUCCUUCGGCUGCUCAGGCUGCUGCUGCCACCACAUCCCCUGUCGUUCCCGCCGCCGUUUCUGCCGCUGCCGCAGGAGGCGAAGCCGACACGGAGGCCAGGCAGAAGCAGGAGGUUAGAGACAGCAUUCAAGCUUUCACCGGCGAGAGACAGAUCCCCACGGCCAAGGGGCUCCAGCAAGAGCAUGAGGAGAAGGCCAAGGAGAAGGCUCUGGAGACCGCGCCCCUCAAGACGACCCAGGAGACUCCCACAAAGGCCCAACCAAGCGUCGCUGCCGCUGCCGCCGCCGCCGCGAUGAGAGGAAAGUCGGCUGCGUCGCCGGAAAAGGCGACACCUACUGCGACACCUACCACCGAAGCCGCCGCCAAGCCAGAGGCUGAGCCCAAGGGUGCUCAAGGCCCGACCGAAGCCACUCAGGAUCAGAUCCCCACCGAGACACAACGGGGAGAAGAGGCGGGUGCAGAGGAGACCCAGCAGCCUGAGACCGCCGGCGCCAAGAAGUCGCACGAGGAGGCACAAACGGCCGUCGACCAAGCUCAAGAGGCAGCCAAAGCCGAAGCCGCCAAGGCGGAGAAGCGCAAGAGCGGGUUCUGGUCGUGGGUCAAGCGCAAGGUCAAGGGCACUUGA
Messenger RNA from Aspergillus thermomutatus, 1785 nucleotides. RefSeq lists its product as uncharacterized. The transcript has 3 exons. The record is from RefSeq and is a predicted model, not a curated record. The coding region runs from base 1 to 1785 and encodes 594 amino acids. Lineage: Eukaryota; Fungi; Ascomycota; Eurotiomycetes; Eurotiales; Aspergillaceae.